Messenger RNA from Triticum aestivum (bread wheat), 1871 nucleotides. RefSeq names its product DIMBOA UDP-glucosyltransferase BX9. Gene Ontology annotation, molecular function: quercetin 7-O-glucosyltransferase activity; quercetin 3-O-glucosyltransferase activity. Lineage: Eukaryota; Viridiplantae; Streptophyta; Magnoliopsida; Poales; Poaceae. The transcript is spliced from 2 exons. The coding region runs from base 61 to 897 and encodes 278 amino acids. The record is from RefSeq and is a predicted model, not a curated record.
UAUAGCAUCAUGACUUUCCUUAGAGGAUCCGGUUCCAGCCACACCAUCUAGCCCGCGACGAUGACGACACAAGAAAAGGCACCCCACGCCGUCCGCCGCCGGGUCGUCUUGUUCCCGCUGCCGUUCCAGGGCCACCUCAGCCCCAUGCUCCAGCUGGCCGAGCUCCUCCGCGCCCGCGGCCUGGCCGUCACCGUCCUCCAUACCGACUUCAACGCGCCCGACCCCCCGCACCAUCCGGAGCUUGCCUUUGUCUCGAUCCACGAGGCGCUCCCGCACGUGGCCACCUCCCCCGACGCCGACAUCGUCGCGCAGCUCCUGGCCCUCAACAACGGUUGCGAGGCGCCGUUCCGGGAGGCCCUGGCAUCGCUGCUGCUGCUGCGUGAGGACGUCGCCUGCGUGGUCGUCGACGGGCAGUGGUACGCGGCGCUGGGGGCGGCGGGCGUGCUCGGCGUCCCCGUGCUCGCGCUCCGGACGGACAGCGCCGCCACGUUCGGCAGCUUACUUGCGUUCCCUCGGCUGCGCGACGCCGGCUACGUCCCCAUCAAAGAGGAGCGGCGGGACGAGCUGGUGCCGGAGCUCGAGCUGCUCCGCGUGCGCGACCUCAUCCGCAUCGACGGCAGCGACGUAGACGCGCUCUGCGGCUUCAUCGCCCGCGUCGCUGACGCCGUGUGGGCCUCAACGUCAGGGGUCGUUCUCAACUCGUUCGACGCCAUCGAGACGCCGGAGCUGGCCAGGAUAGAGAAAGAGUUGUCCUGUCCGGCGUUCGCGGUCGGCCCUCUGCACAGGAUGUGCCCCGGGCCGGCGCCGGCGGAGCACGGCCUGCACGCGCCGGACCGCGGUGUCACGACCCAGAGGAGGAAGAGAGGAGGGGAUCGAGAUCAGAUCGAGGGUAGGUGAGGAUAGCAGGUGAGAGGGAGAGAGCUUGGAGGAGGGGAAAGGGAUUUGGUUCACCAAUCACUCGCUGCCUCAUCAUCUGGUAGCCGUACAUUAAGCAGCUGCCCAUCUGGGCUCAACCCCGGGCCAAGGCCCAACACACGCUACAUGGCCUCGGGCCCAAACGCACGCCACACACUCGUUGUGGUUCAGUUAACAACAGUUAACUGAACUACACUUGCAGUCCGCUGCAGAUCGUCAUCUGCAGGCGUGACAUUGCCCCCGUCUUCUGAUGGAGCUCCCUCCCAAAUGCAGGUCGAUGGAUAGCGCUCUUUGAGGAUGUCGUAGUCUUCCCAAGUGGUGGCUGUCGAGGGUCUGUUGGACCACUGAACUUGUAGCUGGAUCACUGGUGCAUCCCCUUUCUUCAUCAUGCGACGCUCCACGAUGGCCACUGGUUCCGCGUUGCCGGUGACCAAGUCUGGUAUUUGUGGCGGCUCAGAGAAAACAGGAGUGUAAUCAGGAGUAUAAGGCUUCAACUGCGAAACAUGGAAUACCGGAUGGAUGCUGCUGUCCGCUGGCAGUUGAAGACGAUACGCCAGGGUGCCGAUUCGUUCGGCCACCAUGAAUGGACCGUAGAACUUGCAGGAGAGCUUCCGGCAGGGGCGGUUGACAACCGACGACUGCGCGUACGGCUGCAUCUUGAGGAGGACUUGUUCCCCGACGUCGAACGCGCGCUUUGCACGGUGACGAUCGACCUGCUUCUUGAAGCAUGCCUGGGCGUGGGCAAGCUGUGCACGGAGUCGUUCAGUGUGCGCGGCCCAGUCCAGUUCCCCCGUUGGCGCGCUCGGUGUCAUGGCGGAGCUGAAGUGUGGCAAGCCCCCUAGGUUGGGGUCGACUGAAGGAAAUAUGCCCUACAGGCAAUAAUAAAGUUGUUAUUUAUAUUUCCUUAUAUCAUGAUAAAUGUUUAUUAUUAAUGCUAGAAUUGUAUUAACCGGGAA